CUUACUGAACUUUGUACUUUGCUCUUAUACGCGUUAAAUAAAUUAAAAAGUUUAUUACUUGUUAUCAAGAGUUGCAUUAUCAUCAAUUUUUCAUAUCAUCUGACAGUGCAGAAACAGUUGUCGAGUAUAACCAUAAGUACUGUGCACUGUGGAAAACAGGAUACCAUUAACAUGAUGCUCAAAAAAGUAUUUAAUCCAAGAAUAUGCCAAAAUAUAGUGCGACCAUUUUCAGCAGCUGCUGAGUCAGCUCAAGGAUAUAAUUUCGAAUUAUCUGAUACACAAAAAGAAAUGCAAGAUCUAGCACGAAAAUUCACUAGAGAAGAAAUUAUUCCAGUCGCAGCAGAACAUGAUAAAACUGGAAAAUAUCCAUGGGAUCUGAUUAAAAAGGCUUGGAAUAUUGGUCUUCUGAAUAAACAUAUUCCGCAACAUUGUGGUGGUCUGGAAAGUAGUAUUUUUGAUGGCUGCUUGGUAGGAGAAGAAUUAGCUUAUGGUUGUACAGGAAUAGGAACUGCAAUUGAAGGCACAAGCCUUGGACAAACUCCACUCCUUGUAGCUGGGACCAAGGAACAGCAAAAAAAAUUUUUUGGAAGACUUCAAGAUGAACCACUUGUUACGGCGUAUUGUGUUACUGAACCUGGUGCAGGAUCCGAUGUAGCAGGUGUUAAGACUAAAGCUGAGAAGAAAGGAAAAGAGUGGGUAAUUAAUGGCACAAAGAUGUGGAUUACAAAUGGUGGUGUUGCUAACUGGUAUUUUGUUUUGGCGAGAACAAAUCCAGAUCCAAAUGCUCCAGCUAAUAAGGCUUUCACAGGUUUUAUUGUAGAACGUGAAAGCGAUGGUUUAACUCCUGGUCGUAAAGAAUUGAAUAUGGGACAAAGAGCAAGUGAUACACGAAUGAUAACAUUUGAAGAUGUUCGUGUUCCCGAAGAAAAUGUAUUGCUUGGAGAAGGACAAGGAUUCAAGAUAGCUAUGAAGACUUUUGACAGAACACGACCUGGGGUCGCUUCAGCAGCCGUUGGUUUAGCUCAGAGAGCUUUGGAUGAAGCAACGAAAUACGCGUUGGAACGCAAAACAUUUGAUAAACCAAUAGCGGAACAUCAAGCAGUAGCUUUUAUGUUGGCUGAUAUGGCUGUUGGCGUUGACACCUCCAGAACGGCAUGGAUGAAAGCAGCCUGGGCUACUGAUAAAGGAUUACCGAAUUCUACAUUACUUGCUAGUAUUGCGAAAUGUUAUGGUGCUGAUGUAGCUAAUAAAUGUGCUACAGACGCUGUACAGAUUUAUGGUGGUGCUGGUUACAAUUCUGAAUAUCCAGUGGAAAAACUCAUGCGUGAUGCAAAAAUUUUUCAAAUAUAUGAAGGUACUGCGCAAAUUCAACGACUGAUAAUAUCGCGUUAUCUUUUCGCUGAUGCUAAGCAAAGAAACUAACAACCUAACCUAACUUAACCUAACCUAACAAAAAAAAA
Molecule: messenger RNA, 1460 nt
Organism: Linepithema humile (Argentine ant)
Lineage: Eukaryota; Metazoa; Arthropoda; Insecta; Hymenoptera; Formicidae
Gene: Mcad
Product: Medium-chain acyl-CoA dehydrogenase
Biological process (GO): medium-chain fatty acid catabolic process
Cellular component (GO): mitochondrion; cytoplasm
Molecular function (GO): medium-chain fatty acyl-CoA dehydrogenase activity; flavin adenine dinucleotide binding
Source: RefSeq, a predicted model, not a curated record